This is a messenger RNA of Salvia miltiorrhiza (redroot sage), 1242 nucleotides long. Its product is annotated as probable aquaporin TIP-type. Gene Ontology annotation, molecular function: water channel activity. The transcript is spliced from 2 exons. Lineage: Eukaryota; Viridiplantae; Streptophyta; Magnoliopsida; Lamiales; Lamiaceae. Gene Ontology annotation, cellular component: plant-type vacuole membrane. The record is from RefSeq and is a predicted model, not a curated record. The coding region runs from base 296 to 1066 and encodes 256 amino acids. Gene Ontology annotation, biological process: water transport; transmembrane transport.
AAUUAUUGAGCAAAAUGAUUCAAUCAGAGAUUAAAAAAAUCUGACAGUUUGACGAAAAGGGUACAAUAGUCCGGUUUUUGAAGUUGGUUGAUAAAAUAAAAUGAUAGUCGGCCAUAAACCAUAGUUGGCAAUAAUGCACGGGGCCACCGGCAACCGGCUGCAGCGGUGCGUCACAGAACCCAUGCAGAAAAUUUCCAAUAUAAGAAUAGUACCGCAUGCACUCAUCUCUCUCACUCUCACUCUCACUCCUCAAUAAUCCCUCUCCUCCUCCUCCGCCGUUGUUGUUGUUCCCACCAUGCCGGGCCCCGGCGACCACUUCAACGUCCCCCUCAGCCGCGUUGCCAUCGGCAACCGCGACGAGUUCAGGCAGCCCGGCGCCCUCAAGGCUGCCGUGGCUGAGUUCAUCAGCACCCUCAUCUUCGUCUUCGCCGGCUCCGGCGCCGGCAUUGCCUACAACAACCUCACCCACGACGGCGCCGCCUCCCCCUCCGGCCUGAUCUCCGCCUCCAUCGCCCACGCCUUCGCCCUCUUCGUCGCCGUCGCCAUCAGCGCCAACAUCUCCGGCGGUCACGUCAACCCCGCCGUCACCUUCGGCCUCUUCAUCGGCGGCAACAUCACCCUCUUCCGCGGCAUCCUCUACAUCAUCGCCCAGCUCCUCGGCGCCACCGCCGCCUCCGCCCUCCUCAUCUUCACCACCGGCCUGGCCGUUCCGACAUUCGGGGUGGCGGGAAUCUCGGUGUGGUCGGCCUUGGUGUUCGAGAUCGUGGCGACCUUCGGGCUGGUGUAUACCGUGUACGCGACCGCCGUGGACCCGAAGAAGGGCGAGAUCGGAAUCAUCGCGCCCAUCGCGAUCGGUCUGAUCGUGGGAGCCAACAUCUUCGCGGCCGGGCCGUUCACGGGAGCCGCCAUGAACCCGGCCGUGGCGUUCGGGCCUGCUCUGGUGGGCUUCAGCUGGGCCAACCACUGGAUCUACUGGGCCGGGCCGUUGGUGGGGGCCGGGCUCGCCGGCAUCGUCUACGAGGUGUUCUUCAUCAGCCACACCCACGAGCCCUUGUCCGAGUUCUGAGCCUUCCAAUUUGUGUUGUUGCGUUUGCUUUGUGCAUCAAUUUGAGGAAGUUUAAUUUAGUUUGGUGUUUCGUAAUUUCUGGUUUGAACUUGGAGUUGGGUGGGUCCCACUAUCAAAUGUAUUUUUUCCUCAUUUAUUCGUCUCUUUCAACAACCCGCUUAAUUUAUUUUUAAUAA